CCGCUGCCUGAGAUCACAGAGCAUAGCUGUAGAUAAAAAAAACAACAAGUUCAGAUAUGAGAAAGAUGUCUUCUGGACUCUGCCUGGCUUUCAGAAACAGUUCCAGAGCAUGGACAGUAACAAGGUUCUUCAGAAUGACUGUGUUACCAUGUGGACAACCCUAUGUGUGUUCAGGCCGUAGGCACCUCUCUGGGAUUCCUGUGGACCCCCCUCUCACCAGGGAACGAUACCAUGUAUCUCGACUGGAAUUUUCCCAGGUUACAGAUCAGGAUAUAAACUUCUUCCAGCAGUUGGCUCCUGGCAGGGUUGUCACUGAUGAGGAAGAUUUAAAAAGUCAUAAUAUUGAUUGGCUGCGAACAGUACGAGGUCAAAGUAAACUUCUACUAAAGCCUAGAAAUACAGAGGAAGUUUCUCAAAUUCUGAGAUACUGUAAUAAGAGGAACCUUGCAGUUACUCCUCAGGGAGGGAACACAGGAUUAGUUGGGGGAAGUGUUCCUGUGUUUGAUGAAAUUAUUAUCUCCAUGGCUCUUAUGGACCAGGUCACUAGUUUUGAUAAAGUGUCUGGUGUCCUGGUGUGUCAAUCUGGCUGCAUUCUCGAAUCAUUAAAUCAAUAUCUUGAAAGCCGGGGGUAUAUAAUGCCAUUAGACCUUGGAGCAAAGGGAAGUUGUCACAUUGGCGGCAACUUAGCCACGAAUGCUGGUGGUCUGCGACUCCUUAGAUAUGGAUCAUUACGUGGAACAGUCUUGGGACUUGAAGUGGUCCUUCCUGAUGGCUCCAUUAUGGACUGCCUCAGCUCUCUCCGCAAGGACAACACAGGAUAUGAUCUGAAGCAGCUUUUCAUUGGCUCUGAGGGGACUCUGGGAAUAAUAACAGCUGUAUCUAUAAUCUGUCCUCGGAAGCCCAGUGCCGUCAAUGUAGCACUGCUUGGAUGUGAGGACUUCACAAGAGUGUUGCAGGUGUUCACUUUGUGCAGAGAUCAUCUUGGUGAAAUUCUGUCUGCUUAUGAAUUCAUGGACUCUGAGUCUAUGAGGGUGGUCCAGACACACUUGAAGCUGAACAACCCAUUGCAAGACAACGCCUUCUAUGUUCUAAUAGAAACGUCUGGCUCCAAUGCAUCCCAUGAUGAAGACAAACUGACUGCAUUUUUGAGUAAUGCCCUGGACUCUGGUCUUGUGACAGAAGGAACAGUAGCCACAGACCAGAGCAAAAUAAAGUCUCUCUGGGCUCUCCGAGAACGAAUCACAGAAGCUCUUUCUCAUGAUGGCUAUGUUUACAAGUACGACCUAUCUAUGCCUGUGGAAAAGAUAUAUGACUUGGUUGAAGAAACAAGGGCUCGUUUGGGUACAUCUGCACAAAGAGUGGUUGGAUAUGGACAUCUAGGUGAUGGGAAUGUGCAUUUAAAUGUAACUGCUGAGAGACACAGUGACUCAUUACUUGCUGCUAUAGAACCCUUUGUGUAUGAAUGGACGGCUCAACAUCGUGGGAGCAUCAGUGCUGAGCAUGGACUGGGAUUCAAAAAAAGGGACCAUAUUCACUACAGCAAAUCUAAAGAGGCUGUUCAGCUUAUGCAGAGAAUCAAACACAUGCUCGAUCCGAAGGGUAUAAUGAAUCCUUACAAGACAAUACCAUGCGCCGAUUAAUCUUUGCACCUUUACCUAAAACCCCUGAUCCAGUACCCAUUUCUUAUGACAAGUUGUCUAUCAAAAUGAUUAUUGUUAAUGCAAACAAUCACUAAAGUAGAUUACUUUUCAUAAUUGUAUCAUUGAUAAAUCCAGUUUUGUAUUAUUUUUAAUACUGAAACAAACUUUUCUAUUGUGCUAAUUUUAAUUUGACCAGUUGGCAGUAACCUAAGGUAUAGCUAUUAAAAUAAAUGUUAAGAUCCUAAAAUAUCGUUAUCAAAAAAUAUUAGAAGAUGGUGCUAAAAAAUUCUGCAGUACUGUUUGCUAAAGAAUAUGGGUCUCUUGUUAUUAUUUACCUGUUCUUUCCUGUCUCACUAAGACACUAGAUCUUGUCCCCAUCCAGUUUUUAAAUCUUCACAAGUUCUUUGGAUAAUGCAAUUUAGGAUAUCCCAUACUUCUUUGUGUGUUCUCUUGAGUAUAAACAAUAUUUCAAGGA
Messenger RNA from Bombina bombina (fire-bellied toad), 2115 nucleotides. It is a transcript of the gene D2HGDH, whose product is annotated as D-2-hydroxyglutarate dehydrogenase. The record is from RefSeq and is a predicted model, not a curated record. Gene Ontology annotation, molecular function: FAD binding; catalytic activity. Gene Ontology annotation, cellular component: mitochondrion. The transcript has 10 exons. Lineage: Eukaryota; Metazoa; Chordata; Amphibia; Anura; Bombinatoridae. The coding region runs from base 57 to 1640 and encodes 527 amino acids.